Molecule: messenger RNA, 1295 nt
Organism: Quercus robur (English oak)
Lineage: Eukaryota; Viridiplantae; Streptophyta; Magnoliopsida; Fagales; Fagaceae
Exons: 3
Coding region: 179-1111 (310 amino acids)
Source: RefSeq, a predicted model, not a curated record
ACGGCGCCCGCAAGUUAGCCUUGAGGAAUUUAGUUUCCUUGAAAAGAUUUGCAGAAAAACUAAGCCGGAGGAAAGGACCUGGGCUAAGUUGGUGAAUCCGAAGACCAUACAUUGGUACUGUGACGGUCCUGAGCCCACCCAAGAGGCUAUUAGAUACGACGAGCGAGUUCAUAGACAGAUGGAAGACGCAAAAAGGAGAGCUUUAAUUAAAUCUCAAGCCGUCAAGAAGAAGGAAUCCGGCGAGGUGGUACCUAAGGGGUCGGCUUCAGCCCUGAAGAGGAAACCGACAUCAAAAUCUGACCGUCCGUUUAAGCAACCCAAGAUCUCUCUUGAACCUGUGGUUGGCUUGAUGGCUGAGGGUGCCAAGAUCGUCACCCCAGCUAAGCAUGGGACGGGAAAAGGUUUCAUGACGGCCCCAGACUCUAAACAAGAGAGACCUCCUCCCCUCCUCCGUGACGACUCCAAGUAUGCGUUGGAGAAGCUGUCGUCCAUUAUUACGGCGGAAGAUUAUGAGGAUCUGGGAAACCACUCGACGGAGGCUAUGGGAGAGACGGGCCUCUUUGCUGUUGCUCAGUCCUUGGUCAUGAUGAAGGGAUUACUGGACCGGUGUCUCAAUCGUGAGACUACUUUGGACCGGGUGCGAGCAAAGGCGGAACAGACGGAGGAAGAGCUUGGUCAACUCCAUAAAUGGAGGUCCAAUAUGGAGAAGAAGCUGAAGCUUUCUGAGAAGGCAAGGAAAGAGCUGGAGCAGAAGUCGGACGAGGCGUUGAUGGUUAUAGAGAAGAAGGAGAAGGAGAUCAAGGAACUGAAGGAGGAGAUCCGUCAUGCUAAAGAGGUAGCCGUCAAGGAGUACCGCGACUCAAACUCCUUGUUGAGCGAGCUGGCAGACUCUUUCCUGCAAGGCUUUGAUGACUCGCUCCGUCAGGUCAAGAAGGCCUACCCCGAACUGGAUGUGUCAAUGAUCAAAGUUGACGACCAAGGCCAGACUUCUGCUCUUCCCGUCGCUUCCGAAAAUACAGAGGACCUCUUUGGAGACAGUACAGCUCAGGACGACGGAGAGUCAACCUUGCCGAAGGAUGUUCCGGAUGCCGACCCGAGGAAAGUUGAUUGAAAUUCUGUAAUUCUUAUAUUUUGAGGACAGUUUGUUCCUGUUUGGAGUGGUAGGCUAAAAUGUGUAAUUUAAACAUUUAUUUCUGUUUUAUGUCAGCCUUCAUAUCGAACAAUGUUUUUUCCUUUGAUUACGUUUAUGCAUAUUUUCGUUGUUGAUUGAGCAUUUGCAUCCGUGAGGAUUUUCC